Molecule: messenger RNA, 3343 nt
Organism: Galendromus occidentalis (western predatory mite)
Lineage: Eukaryota; Metazoa; Arthropoda; Arachnida; Mesostigmata; Phytoseiidae
Gene: Klp61F
Product: Kinesin-like protein at 61F
Exons: 13
Coding region: 22-2877 (951 amino acids)
Biological process (GO): microtubule-based movement; spindle elongation; mitotic spindle assembly
Cellular component (GO): nucleus; mitotic spindle; spindle microtubule
Molecular function (GO): microtubule binding; ATP binding; plus-end-directed microtubule motor activity
Source: RefSeq, a predicted model, not a curated record
CAAGAGAGAUCGUCGCCGAAAAUGAGCGCCAAACACAGCAUCCAAGGCGAGAAAAAUCAAAACAUCAAAGUCUACGUGAGAUGUCGUCCAAUAAACGACCAAGAGCGCAAAGCGCGCAGCCAGAUGUGCGUCGAUGUGGUCGAACAGCGCCGAUGCAUCACUGUGAAGAGCCACCAUGAGAAAACCUUCACGUUCGAUGGAACUUUUGGAAAGGAUUCCUCCCAGAUCGACGUCUAUAAGAGCGUGGUCCAACCUCUUAUCAGCGAAGUUCUUCGAGGCUAUAAUUGCACUGUGUUCGCUUACGGUCAAACCGGAACGGGGAAAACCUACACGAUGGAAGGCAUACGGUCUCAGACCUUGCUUUCGUGGCAGCACGACCCCCACGCCGGAGUGGUCCCCCGAGCUCUCCACCAGAUAUUCUCCGAAGUCGGGGAUCCGGAGCUCACUAUCAUCAAAGUCUCCUUCCUAGAGUUGUACAACGAGGAGCUAUUUGACCUUCUCGGUUCCGGAGAGGCUCAGACCUCCAAGCUUAAGAUUUUCGAAGACUCCACCGCGAAAGGAUCCGUGGUGGUCAGGGGCCUCGAGGAAGUAGUCGUUCGAGAUCGGCAGGAGGUCUAUUCGCUGAUGGAACGAGGAGCAUCGCGGAGACAGGUCGCUGCGACCCUGAUGAACGCGUCGAGCUCGCGGUCUCACACCAUCUUCACAAUCACUGUCAUCUCCAGAGACACGACGGAUACAGGAGAAAACCUGAUGCGAACCGGUAAACUGAAUCUGGUGGACUUGGCUGGCAGCGAGAAUAUCGGCAGGUCGGGAGCACAGGACAAACGAGCGCGUGAAGCUGGGAAUAUCAACCAGAGUCUCCUGACACUUGGCCGCGUCAUCACGGCCCUCGUCGAGCGAACACCACACGUGCCGUAUCGAGAGUCGAAGCUCACGCGUCUCUUGCAAGACUCGCUGGGCGGUCGGACCAAGACGUCGAUCAUCGCAACGAUUUCCCCGGCACAUGUCAAUCUCGAGGAAACUCUAUCGACAUUGGAAUAUGCCUUCCGUGCGAAGAAUAUCAUGAACCGUCCGGAAGUGAACCAGAAGUUGUGCAAAGAGGUCGUUCUGAAGCACAUGACGGACGAGCUAGAGCAACUCCGACGAGAUCUCAUUGCGUGUCGAGAGAAGAACGGUUUCUACAUCGACGAGACGAAUUACAGGUCGAUGCAAAGCAGAUUGGAUCUACAGUCUGAGGAGCUCCAGCGAAAAGCCGAGGAGAUGACAGAGAUGGCGGAACGCAUUGAUCUUCUGAAAGCAAAGAUUGAGGACAUCAACCGACUUUUCGAGGAUACCCAACAAAGACUCGAGAUCGAGAGUCGAUGCAAGGAAAUUGCUCAAUCGAGACUAAAAGAAGUGAACUACAACUACACGGCGGCGAAGGUUCUCGUCAAAGCUCAUCAGAAGACCGAGGAAAAACUCCACGAACAUGCCUCUAAGCUGAUUGACACUGCUCUGCUGGCCAAGUCCGAUAUUCACAAACUCCACGACAAAGUAGAGAGACAGCGUGAGGUGGAAACUCACAAUUCGACCGUCAUUGAUAGAUUCGGUGCUCUUCUCAGCUCAUCCUUGGAUUCGAGUGCUCGUCGAGCGGAAGACGCUGCUGAGGUUUUGGCUCAAACUUGUACUCUGAAAGACGACGGUCUCCUUCGUAGCCUGCAGGAAGAGGGCCGUUUGCUACAGGAAGUAGACGGCCUACUCGGGAAUUUGGUCAGGGAGCAUCUCGAGAACAAAGAAAAAUUCCUGAAUAAGAUCUCCCGCGUUAACGAUAUCGCCUCGAGCUCAAUACAGGCAUUGGAACGAAUCGAUUCUGAAUUCGAUGACUCGUUGAAGCGAGUCAAUUCUCGGGUCACGAGCAAGCUACGCUUGGACCUGACCGAGGAGCUGAACAAAAUGAGGAACUCAACUCUUUGCGAGAUCGCUGACAUCAUGAAGGUGGCUUCGAGCAACGAACGAGUGGUAAAGGAAGCGUGCGGCAGCCUAAAGGUAGCUGUGGCUUCUUCGGCAGAUUCGGCAAGGACGCUGGAGACCCGGGCAAGAGAGAGAUACGCGGCUUGCAAUGCGGAGAAAGCCAAAAUAGAAGAGAUGUUCGAGGCUCUGAGGAAAGCAAUAUCUCAGACAUUGACGAUGGAGAACGGUUUCAUUGGAGAAGCCGUCGAGCAUUCGAAACAUGCUCUGAAAGGAGCAUCUCAAGCUUCCAAUGCGAUCGAGGACGUGCUGAUGAACAACGCUCAAGCCACGGCUGAAAUCGUGUCCCACGCCGAGCGCCUCAAAACGGCGGUCGGAACUUGUGACGAGGAACAGCAGAAUAUCGCCUCCGCUUGCGUGGAGAGCAUAAAACUGGAUCUCGGCAAGUUCCAGGAUAAACUCCGCGCGAGUACCCAAACAACCAGCAAGGACCUAAAAGAGCUGAUACGAAUCGGUGAGGAAUCUAUCACCGGAUUCGAAGAGACGUCGAAUUCGGAAACGAGGGACUUGACCACGCUGGCUCUCAACGUUCUGAGCGGCACGAAGUCGAUAUCUGAAACAAGAGAUAAGUUGUCGAAACUGAAGGAGGAAGUCGCGGACGUCAUCAGCGGGAGCGUGAAGAGCUGUCAGGUGACCGGUACAACUCCAGCGCGACGAAGUUACGAAAUUCCCCGGAAUCUAGCGCGCACCCAGCCCGCGGAUAUUCUCCAAGCAAAAAUGCAGAAAAAACUCGAGGAAGCGACCAUCGAGGAACGAACAGCGUUGGACGAGGGUCAGAGCAUCCUUCUCGACAUCACCGCAAGUCCGGAAACACUGGACUUCGAUUCGGACGAGGAAAAGGAAAAUUACCUCGUUGAAACCGAUGGUUGAUCGUUGUGAUAGUUCGGCAACUGUCUGGUCACUGCUGCAGCGCAUGGUGCUAACGGAGUGGAUAUCGUUUUACUAUCAUCGACUUCGGUGGCCGAAGACAUGAAAGGAAGGACAACUGGUAGCGGAUGUCAGGGAAGGAUACCGCAGACAUACCUAUGUAGCUAUUCUGCGAAUGGAUCGUCAUCUAUCGGGGUCAUUUUGACUGAUGUUCUCCAAGGACAGAUGGGAAAAAUGAAAAAACUUGACAGCUGUAAUUGUGCUCACGUUUUCGCGAAGAAAAUUUUAUCAGAUUGAUUCUGGUCGCAUAAGCCCUAUGGUUGUGGGCGUGAGAUGAAAUUUCGCAUGGUCCUGUAGCUAUUGACUGUUGAAUUGAGUAUUCACGGCACAGAAUCGCGAAGGAUUUGGUGGCGUCCUCGGCUGAUUGAUAAUUGGGUGCAGUUUCCCAGACAGACAAAUCUGGAGCUGU